This is a messenger RNA of Plasmodium vinckei vinckei, 2850 nucleotides long. RefSeq names its product 5'-3' exonuclease, putative. The record is from RefSeq and is a predicted model, not a curated record. The transcript has a single exon. Gene Ontology annotation, cellular component: nucleus. Bases 1 to 2850 code for a protein of 949 amino acids. NCBI's taxonomy places the organism in Eukaryota, Apicomplexa, Aconoidasida, Haemosporida, Plasmodiidae. Gene Ontology annotation, molecular function: RNA binding; 5'-3' RNA exonuclease activity. Gene Ontology annotation, biological process: nuclear-transcribed mRNA catabolic process.
AUGCCAAAAUAUAUCAGUUUAUGGCAGGCGUUUUUAUUAGUUAUACUUAUAUCAGUAGUAAAUUGUGGAAUACCAGGUUUGCAUAAAUGGCUAAUAAAUAAUUUUCCUAGUUGUGUGAAAGUAGUUCAAAGAAAUAGGUUACUAGAUGUUGAUGUUUAUAUAAAUAGGAAUAGCAAAAGGGAGAAGAUUGUCAACAAUGUGAAUAGGGGGAAUGAACUAAUUAAGAAUAAGGAAGGGGAUACAAAAUUACGGGAUAAUAAUAAAAUACAGGAUGUUGAUAAUUUAUUAUUUGAUUUAAAUCAAUUAUUACAUAAAGCAAAUGUUGAGUUUUGUAGUUAUAAUAAUUAUUUUUAUAAACUAUCGAGUUUAAUAAAAAAUGUAUUAAAAAAGUUUCACCCCAAGAAAAAUGUGAUUUUUGCUAUUGAUGGAAUAUGUCCAUUUUCUAAAUUAAAAUUACAAAUAAAAAGAAGAGCCAAAAUAAAAUUAAAAGAAAAUAAGGACAGUAUAAAUGAUAUAACAUGUGGUAGUAUAUUUAUAGAAAAAAUUGGACAUUUUCUUACAAAUUUUGUAAAAUAUUUAGUAUCCCUUGAAAAAUAUAGUGAUGUAAAAUUUUAUAUUUCAACAGAUAAGGAAGUAGGAGAAGGGGAAUUAAAACUUAUGAAUUGGAUAACUAGUUAUGUUAAAAAAGAUGAGAGAGAUGAUAAUAAAACUGAUGAAAAACGAGAAGAAGAAUCAUUUGUUAUUGUAGGUGCUGAUGCAGAUUUGUUGUUACAAUGUUUGGCAUUAAGAAAUAUACGUAAUGUAUAUAUAUACACAUUUCAAACAUUUUAUUUAAAUAUGGAUGGCAAUUUAUUAUUUAAAAAAGAAAAACAUUUAAUAGACAAACCAGUAGAAAACAACAAUGACACAAUGAUAAGUAGUAUUCCAUAUGAUGGGAAGAAAAAUGAAUUAACAAAUUCAGGGGAAACACUUAAUAAUUUAGUAAACAUAAAUAGAAUAGCAAGAAAAAAAAUUACAGUUUUAUAUAACCUAAAUAUAUUUAUUAAUUUAUUUUUAAAUAAGUAUCCUAUGUUUUUUAAUCAAAUAAAACGAGACUUGUUAAUUUUAUUUAUUCUAAAGGGGAAUGACUAUUUACCAAAAGUUAGAGAAGGGAAUUUUUCAGUUUUUUUCGAAGCCUACUUUAAAAUGUUAGAGGAUAAUAUGAAAAAGGCAAAAAAAGAUGGAAAAAAAAAUGAAAAACCAACUAAUGUAGAUAGGAUAACAUAUAAUGGCUUUUUAAACAAAGAUUAUGAGUUAAAUCGAAAAGAAUUUUUAAAAUUUUUGAAUUAUGUUCAGAAAGUUGUUAACUUUUCAAGCAGCUAUUUAAGUAGAAAUACGGAAGAAGGGAAUUAUGCAAAUUUGCAAAAUAGUGGGAGUAUUGAGGAAUUUAAGGAGAGCCAACUGUAUUUACCUUUAUAUCUGUUAAAUGAAAUUAUAAAAAAAAAAAUAAUUGAAAAUGAAAAUAUAGAUAUACAAAUUGAAAAAGACAAUGAAGGAUUAUAUACAUGCAAAUUAGGAUAUUUAAAAAAUAAGGAUAAGAUAAAAAAAUAUUAUUGUGGAAUUUCAAAACGAAAAAAAGUAGCUAUGCAUAUAGCAUCUUCUAAAUUUAUAGAAAAUGAACUUCCUUUAUUUAUAAAAUAUGUUGAUUAUGAUUUAUUAAAAAGGAGUAUCAAAGAAAUUGAUGGUGUUGGGGAAAUAAAUUCAGAGAAUGUAAAUGUAUGUGUAGAUGAAAAAAAGCUAGAACCUAAAUUAGAAAACUUUGACAAUGAAAACAAUUUGAAUGAAUUAGGGAUGAACAUAUUUACAAAAGAUGAAGAAAAAGAAGACAGGAAAAUGGAAAUAUAUUUAAAAAAGUUUUAUAUAAAAAAUUGUAAAAAAAAAAAAAAUUAUGAACACGAAAUGAAAAUAUGUGAAAAUUAUAUAGAGGGAAUAAAAUGGCUAGUUGAGAUGUAUACUAAAACAUAUUGUAUAAAUUUUAAUUUUUUUUAUAAAUAUUCUAUUAGUCCAUCUUUAUUAAGUUUAUAUUAUUAUUUAUGUCAAGAUAAUGUAAAAAAUUAUAAUAAUGAUUAUAAAAAUAUUAUUCAAAAUAUAAAUUUAAACAUAUUUAAAAAUAAUUCUGAUUAUUACAAAUUUAUAAACUUUUGUGUUAAUAAAUAUAAUGAAAUAAAAUUGAAACUAAGAUGGGAAGAGCAAAAUGACAAGAACAACCCAUCAAAUAGUGAGACAGAUGGAAAAAGGAUAUCAAAAGAAUCUAUUUCUUUUUCUUCAGUAGGAAGAGAAAAAGACAAUAUGUAUAGAUAUAAGAAUAGUAUAAAUUAUUAUGAUAAUAAAUAUUUUGAAAAUAUAUAUGAUAUUUUAUUGUCGAAAAAUAUAAAUAUUGUAAAAAAAAAUGUUGAAAAACUUAAUGAAAUGCUAAGAAAAUUUCCCAAAACAAAAAUUAUUAAAUAUUAUUGGGAUAUCUAUGCAAAAAAAUUAAAAAAAUUUUAUAAAAUUAUAUAUUAUAAAUCAAAAAAAAUAUUUGUAGCAAAGGUAUCAUUAUUUAAUAUAGAGUUAGAGACAAAAUUUAACAACACUAAUAAUGACCAAUUAUUAAGUAGUAAAAAUAAAAUGGAUAGAAGUAAACCUUCAGAAGAAUUAGACAACCUCGAUUUUAAUAUAAAAAAUAAUUAUAUUUCACCACACAAUAAUUUAAGAAAAUGUAAUAAAAAAAGCAGUAGACUUUUCAGUACACCUCAAAAUAAUGAUAGUAAUACAAAUAGAUUUUCAAAAAAAGUUAUAAAAAUAAAAACUGUAAAACUUGUUUAUCGUUAA